Molecule: messenger RNA, 14775 nt
Organism: Coregonus sp. 'balchen'
Lineage: Eukaryota; Metazoa; Chordata; Actinopteri; Salmoniformes; Salmonidae
Source: the annotation of a GenBank genome assembly
GUGCAGAGUAUGGAACCCUCAGAGCAUCCAGAAACCUCUGGCUCUUUUCAGAUGGCCAAUGAGAAUGUGCAGCUAGACCUGCUAUCCACACAGACUGAUAUGGACCUGUUUUCUGGGCACACCGAUAUGGGCCUGCUGCCUGCUCAGACUGAUGUAGACCUACUGACUGCACAGAGUGAUAUGGACCUGCAGCCUACACAGACUGAUAUGGAGGUGACCUACUCAGGCUCACUGGGAACAGAGAGACAAAGUGGGCAGCAGCAGGCCCUUGAUGAGCUGACAACCUUUCUCACCCAAUCUGAAAGAGAGAGGCAGAAAACUCAGGACAGCCUGAACAUCCUGGGGGACCCAGACUCACUGGAACUGUCCAAAGCCCAGGUGGAGGAGUUUUACAGCCGCACAGUCCUUCCAGAACCAUCGGACCUUCAGGAAUCCUCAGACCUUCCAGAGCCCUCAGACCUUCCAGAAUCCUCAUACCUUCCCGAACCUUCAGGCUUCUCAGAAUCCUCAGUCUAUCCAGAACCCUCAUACCUUCCAGAGCCCUCAGGCCUGCCAGAACCCUCAGACUUCCAAGAGCCCUCAGGCCCAGCUACAGGCCUCAGUCAGGAUGAGUGGGGCGGGCAGGGCCACACAGAAGCCUGGCCAGAAAUGGCCGCUGAGCCAGGGACAAACAGGCUGGAGGUCACAGAGGGAACUCAGACUGUAACUGGGACAACGAUGACAGAGACCGGAGAGGAGCAAAUGGACAUAGUACAUGAAGAUCCCUCUGCACCUUCUCAAGAUGACGUUGAUCCAAAUAUGCCUUCUAUAGUCAGCGUAGAGGGUUCACACUCAGAGGAUGGUCCAGGCAAAGAGGAAGCCUUAUCAUUCUUUGGAUUGGUGCCAAAGGUAGAAGACACAGACACAGGCACAGCAGAGAAAAAUAAUGAGCGAGAACAGCCAGUGGGGGGCAGUAUGUCCCCACUAUCAUCAUGGGCCCAACCAUUGACACCAGGUGAAGGUAUGUGUACUACAUUUUAACAUUUUAGUCAUUUAGCAGACGCUCUUAUCCAGAGCAACUUAGUUAGUUAGUGAGUGCAUACAUUUUUCAUACUAGUAAGGAACUUUGGUUUGUAGGAUCUUUCUCCUUCCUAGUACUUUAUUAAAUAUUGUCUCAAUGUCACAUAUAGAAGUUUCAGUGCCACAGAAAUAGUUGGAGAAUGAUAAAGUGAAAUGCAAAACUUGAUUUAGGUUACAUUACACAUCUUUGACAAAUAAUUUGCAAUCACUUCUUCAAAUAGCCAUCACAGUUCACAUACAGCGUGCAUAUCUAUGUCAUGAGCAGCCUUUAGUUACUGAUGAUUGUGUUUGUUUCAGCUGAGGAACAACCUGAAACUGAGGUCGCCAUCGAGGAUGCAAAAGUUUCUCAAAGUGGUCAAAAUACUACGGUACAAAAACUACUUUCCAUUCAUUGCAGACAUUUUCUUUAAAAGUAAGUGAAUUUCUCUUAUUUACUUGUAUUUAUUGUAGGGGAGAAAGAGAGGUCGUCCUCGUCGUGGAGAAGUGAGGAAAAACACACAAUCCAUGUCUGAUGGAGGUAAAGCUGCUUAUGUUUAGUUCAUUAAUUUACCUCAGUCUUAACAACUCAUUAUGUAUGACUAUUUGUCCAUUUAUGAUUAUCAUGCUGCCCUAAGUGCAUUGUCUCCUGCUGCAGACCAGCUAACAGACAGCGACUCUGACGAUACAGCUGACGAUCCGAGGGACACAGACUUUGACCCUGCACGGUCAGGCCUCCGGCGCUCCACCAGGGCCUCCCAAAGAAGCCACAACACCCUGUCUCCCCGGCUCAUUGCCCCCAAGCCGUCUGGCCCUGCCUCUACCCCUGGGUACACCCAGAGGUCUGGAGGACCCCCUCCACCCCGGCCUCCACCCCCUCGCCAGCCUACCAGGGUCCUCUGUGCCAACUGUAGUGGAAUGCUGCAGAGCGGACAGACAGCCUACCAGCGCAGGGGUCAGCCUCAGCUCUUCUGCAGCUCCACCUGCCUUAACUCCUUUGGCAAGAAAGCCCCCAAGAAAAAGCCCUGUGCUUUCUGUAAAAGGUAAGCUUCUCAAUAGAUAUUUAAUGAAUGUAUUCUUAGCUUCUCUUUCCAGUAAGUACAGUGGAUCCAUAACCAAUUCCUCAUGUUGUUUCACAGUAAAGUAAGUGUAAACCUUGUGCAUUGUUUUGAUCUUAACAAUAUUUCUCUUUUAGGGACAUGGGGAAUAGUAAGGACACCAUGCUUGCACAGGUUGGCCAGUCACAGUCCUUCCAAGAAUUCUGCAACAACACUUGUCUUUCCCUGUAUGAGGCCCGGCUGGAGAAGGGUCCGAAACAGCCCCCCAAACCAAGUGCCCCUGGCCAAAGAUGCAGUGUGUGCAACCACAUGCGUGAGGUACCAAAGCUUUGACCGUAACAUUUGGGAUGAUCUGCUCCCAACCGAUUGGCUUCAUGUUCAACUCAAUAGGAAGAAACUCCAGUAGACAGUAGGAUGAUGAUUUAACACAGGAUGACUACACUUCCACAAUGCUUUGCUUUUGAUUUGAAAAUGCAGUAGGCUUUUUUGUCAUACAUUAUAUUUCACCAUACUUUAUAUUGAAGCUAUUCUAAAGACUGCAGCUUCUACUCUUGCAACAAUUUAUCGAAAAGCUUGCACCAGCCUUACCUACUCUGGUUUGAGUUUCCCCCCACCAUCUGUUAGUAAUUUGUAAAUUAGUACAAUAAAAUGUAUUCAAAAUAAGUAAGCACUUUUUAAUGGCAAGCGCUGCAAACCCACACAAUGAUGUGAUUAUGGUAUACAUUCUUUAAAGUUGCCUUUGUGUUAGAAAUGCUGGUUAGAGAUCUGAUCUGCACACUUCAAUCCGAGCUCAGUCUAUCUAGGGCGGGCCUCCAACCACCUGUGUUGAUGUGAAGUAUUUGUCAAGACGUGGGCUUUUCCCAGAAGGGACAACAAAGAAUGACUAAACACAUUUCACUGUGUCUUCGUGUUGAUAAUUGUAUCAUUGAAAACAGAUUUGUAUGUUCCUAACUAGGUGUACUGUAUGCUGUGAUUAUAGAGGAGGGGAAUUCUGUCAUUUUUAUAUCCAUAUGACAAGUUUAUGCUGCUGUGGGUCUGUUUGUAUGAUAUGAGCAUGCACCAGAAUAAAUCAUAGCCAGCUACAAGAUUUUGGUCAACUGAUUUAAACACCAAGGGAAGACAUAUUUUAAGUUAUAUUUGAAAUGAUCUCUGAGCCGGUCCUACAUUUCUUCCAUCUCCUGCCUCAGAUCAACCACGAGGUAACCAUGGGCAAUAUGAUUCACCUCAUGUGCAGCGAUGCCUGCUUCAACCGUUUCCGGGCUACUAAGGGCCUGAAGACCAGCUGCUGUGACGCCUGUGGCACCUAUAUCAACACCUUCACCUCCCGGCCCGAGUACCUACUGCAUGAGGGCCAGCAGAGGAGGUUCUGUAACUCCUCCUGUCUCAGACUCUAUAAGAUGGUGGGUGUGGGAAUUUAGUUUUCUUGAAUGUACUAUAGUCAUAUUUCUUCCUGAAAAUGAUAUGGUGUUGAUCUUAAUGGCUGCUGUGUGUUAUCUUUUGAUUUCAGAAAAACACUAAGGUGCUCUCGUGCCAGUGGUGUAGGACUCUGUGUAAGAACUUUGACAUGCUGUCUAAAGUGGAUCAGUAUGGCAAGACCAAACACUUCUGUUCUUUGUGCUGUAUCGCUUCACAUAAAGUGAAAACUUCUGUGGACACAGGUACCUUCAACUCUCCUUGGCUUGUUUACACAAUCUGAAUGGUGUGAUGUCUGACUGUGAAUUAGUCUUCAUUAUUACUAAUCUGCUUAUUUUCCAGUUCCCAGUGAAGCUUGCAGUUUCUGCAAAAGAAGCCCCUCUGAACCAUACUACUGUAAAGCAAAUGAGACUGUUUACGUCUUCUGUAGCCCUAGCUGUUGGAGCAAAUUUCAGGUAGGAUAGCCCCAUACCCUGAAUAGAGUUGGGACAACAUAACAAUCUACAAAUGCAUUGUCCAGUUUUUUGCAUUAAAACAUGUCUGCCAGAUGCUUAUACAACAUUUUAUUUGAUGUGGAUUUGUUUUCAAUGUGAAUUUUUAAUGCCUCAGUUUUUCAAUAAACCAAAUCAUUCAAAGGAGAUUUUUGAAGGAUUCUGAAAGUGAUUAAAAAAGGAACCGUUAAUAUUUACAGUUUGAUGUACAGUCUUGGCCGUAGGUGCCUGUAAACAGAAAAAUGCUAGUUAAAAUGCACACCAAGCUGCUGCAGUGGGGCGCUCCGCCUCACUUCUGGAGCCCAUUAAAAUAAAAACUAAUCAUAAAGCGCUUUAAUGUGGAGAGGGUCACCUUUUGAAAGCUUUCACCUUUAUUCUACCUAAAAGUCUAUGAAUUAGGGCUUGUUUUGUUCUUGAGAAACCUGAGCGGUUCUUGAGUCCAUUCUCUGGUUUAAUCCCCAAUUUAACAAAUAUACUCGCUCGCUUCUUCACAGCGCAACAGUCCCAAUGGAGGCAUUUACUUCAGCUGUCUCUCCUGUCAUAACAUGUUCAGUGGGAAACCAGAAAUCUUAGAUUGGCAGGUAAUUCCUUGUACAUACGUGUUUAUUAAUUUACUAGUCUCAACAUUGUGGCAAAAAUGUCUUACAGCUGGUUUAGUGAACACUGUUAUUUUAUCAAGACUACUCAAAUAAAAAGUACAUGCACCAUUCUAUUUCAUUUGCUUUCAGGACUCAAUAUAUCAGUUUUGCUGUAAGGAGUGCUGUGAGGACUACAAGCGCCUGAAUGGUGUGGUUUCUGUGUGUGAACACUGCAAGCAAGAGAAACCUCUGCAUGAGAAGAUGAAGUUCUCUGGGGUGGAGAAGUCAUUCUGCAGUGACGGUUAGGAUGAUGCAUGCAUUUCUUUGUGCAUUUUCUGAUUUAUUAGAUUUACAUGGAAACACUUUCCUGUGUGUCUAGGCAGAGACUUAUAAGUGUUUUGUCUCUUUUUACCAAGGUUGCAUACUACUGUACAAGCAAGACUUUGCUAAACAACUGGGCCUGUGCUGUAUAACCUGUACAUACUGUUCUCAGACCUGCUCACGGGCGGUCACAGAGGAACAGGAUGGAAACACGUGGGAUUUCUGCAGCGAAGAUUGUAAAAGCAAAUACUUCCUGUGGUACCUGAAAGUAUGUAUAAUCAAUCACAAUGCCAUAUAUACACCCUGACCAUAUAACUGGCCCUGAUAAGUUUUAGAUGCCUGCUGGUACACGGGCUGCAUUCAGUUCAUUCUCUGUCACUGUACAUAGUACAUUUGUUUGUGGUAAUCUAGACAUACUUGAUAGAGGAAUGGUAACUUCCAAAUGCAAACGGGCAGAAUAUGGUCAUGAUGUCAUGCAUGGAAAAAAUGAAUCAGAAUAAUAUGCAUGAUAUGUGAUCAAAUUGUGUGAGCAGUGUCAUAUAUUAACAUGCUACAGUGUGUACUGUAUGUAUGGUUGCUAUGGGUGUUCUGAGCCAUGUCUGUUCUCCUAGGAAGCAAAGUGCCAUGCCUGCAAGCGUCAGGGGCAGCUCCUGGAGACCAUCCACUGGAGGGGAGAGAUCAAACACUACUGUGACCAGCCGUGCCUCCUGCGCUUCUACAGCCAACAGAACCAGCCCAACCUAGACACCAAGCAGGGCCCUGAGAGCCUGCUCAACAGUGCUUCAUGUACACAAACGCAUGCAUGCACACACAACACACACACUUUUCAUAAACCCAAUCCAUACAUGGGAAUGAUUUUUAUAAGUACUCUUUUAUGUAAUCGUUUAGUGUUAGAUUUUUCACUGUUUAACAUAAUGUUACAAAGUUACUGUGAAUGCCUUUGUGAAAGUGUAAACGUGUUAGUCUCUCUCAGUAAUUGGCUAUUAAAAUUCUAUAUGUUUACUGGACUUGCAGGUAAUUCCCCAGAGUCUACAACUCCCCCUGCUGCUACAAAGACAAGUGAAGUAAGUGUGCUUUUUGAUUAGAUGCUCCAAAAGGUGGGGGGGGAAAUGCCACCGAAAGGAAACAAAAUGCAUUCAAUCAUGGCUUUUACCACAACACAUUUAUUGUGCUUCAAAAAAACUUAGCAUUACUUCAAAGUCAAAUUAACACGGAUACUUUUCUCUACAAUUAGUCUUCUGAGUAAACGUCCCAAUCUUUUUUCUUUUUGAUGUUUCUGUUAUUUUAGGCCACAGGAAGAGGUCUGACGAAGACUGUAGCCAAGCUUGCUCCUCCCGUCACUACACCUAUCUCCCAAAGGAACAAAUCCUCCAUGUGUAAACCCAUGAUGACCACUACCGGUGUCACAUGUAAACCUGAGAUGAAGUCCCAGAGUUGCCAGACAGGUAAUGGCGAACGUAAACCCAUCUCUCUCUCUCUAUGGGACUCACUGAUUAGUCUUAUACUGUAUUUAAUAUUAUACUAUUUAUACAAAACAUCCCUAUUCAUAUGUUAAGAGCUUUUUAGUUAAAUCAGGCCUACAACAAUUAUAAUUAGCAAUUGUAAAAAAGCACCUUCACGGUUUUCAGAAAUGUCUGUUUGUUUCAGAUGAUUUCUUGCAGUCCCCACCUGCGGUGUUGCCAGUCCCUGUGCCUGUGUUUGUUCCUGUGCCUUUGAAUAUGUACUGUCAAUACACUCCCAUAACAAUGGCCCUGCCUCUGCCGGUGAGUUGGUUUUGUCUAGGUCCUGUUGAGUAUUGUGCAAAAUCCACUCUAGGCUCAUCGUCAUUUAUUUAGAGUCUAGACUAGAGUAACUCUUAGUGUCCACCCAAACUUGUUCCGUAUGGAUGCCUACACACUAGUGCUGAGCGAUUUGAGGUUGGUUCUGUUUCCGUUUGAUUAUUUUAAAAUUAUCACGGUUUUCGCAAAACAAUUUUUAAACAUUAAAUGCGCUAUGCAUUAUGUGUUGAAUGCUGUAACACAAAAUGAAACAAUUAAGUCCCAUGAUGGUAGACUGCCCAUUACUGAGUAUCACUUAUUAACCAAGCCAUUUAUUCAAAUUACUUUUAAAAAUAAAAUAUUUCAGUUGUGUAUAUUACAUUUGUUUUAUUUGAUGACUUAAUUUUUUAUUCCAAGUCAUCUCAUCUCUACAAAUCAAAUUACAAUUGAUUUGUCACAUACACAUGUUUAGCAGAUGUUAUUGCGUGUGUAGCGAAAUGCUGGUAGAGCUGCUGCCUAUGCUGUCUGACAAUCACUAUUUUAGCAGUUCUUCAAAGUCAAGAAGGCAUACUUUUAUGACUGCUGAAUACCAAGUAUCAAUGACUUAAAUAAUUUAUGUUCAGGUAGAGAACUCAUGAAGCAACUGCUCUGUCAUUCAUUCUUAUGUCUCUUUUACGUAGCAGGCGUAAAAGAGAAACAGACCGGACAAGUAGGUGUGUCAUGGAUUAUGGUCAAUGUAGUUAAUUACAACGUUUAUUGUGCUAAACUGUGUAGAAUAUUGGCCUGUUGGAAACUACAACUCCCUACUGCAUCGCACAGUUCGGGCUUGGAUCUGAUUUAUCUCUAGAGAAACUGUGAAUUGAGCUCACACACAACGAACUGAAUGGAAUUCUAAUAAUUGAAGUCGGUCAAUUAGUUGUUUAAAAACCGAAAAAUAAAUGAAGUUUCAGUUAAUCACUCCGCUCUACUACACACUGCUGCAAUAGUGUGUAGUUCUCUAGAGUGACUGCCCUUUUUGUCUGCUUAUUGCUUUGCUCCUUUUUCUCUCGUAGCUCCCUGUCCCCAUGUUCCUACCUGUCACACUGGAUCACAUCGAUAAGCUUGUGGAAUAUAUAAAAGAGCUGAAACUCCAGAUCCCAUCUGAUCCACUGGAGGCUGACAUUCUGGCCAUGGCAGACAUGAUAGCAGAGGAGAAUAAAGGCAAGGGCUCCUCUGAUCUGUCUGGUAAUGCUCCUGCACUUACUCUUCUUAGUCAACUCACUAUUGAUGUUCUAGAUAUAUAUAUAAACACAAAGUUACAAUAAUUUUAUCUUUAGAUCUGGACAGUGAUCAGAAAGCAGGCCCGUUGCUGAGGGACUACAGCUUAUUUGAGUCUUCAUCCCAAGAUGACAUCCUCUCCAUGGCCGUCAAUAUGGAUGAUGUACUGACUGAGCCAGGUCAAGACCCAGGCGAUGAGCUCACCAAAGGCAGGUUAAAGCUUUAUGAUAUGAAACGUCUAAUGUGUAAUUUGCUUUGCAGUCCGAUGUGUAAACUUUCACUAAUUGCACACUCUCAACAAAGGGAUGUCUUAAAUAUAUAGAUGUGUGUGUAUGUAUGUAUAUAUGCAUAUAUAUAUAUGGGUGUGUGUGUGAUAUAUAUAUAUAUAUAUUAGUCCCAUUUUAAUUUGUGCUCUUUAGCUUCCCUGGACCUGAACCCCAAUGUUGAUUUCCUCUUUGACUGUGGGAUGCCACCACAUGCUACUUCACCAGAGCAGAGCUCCAACGUCGCUGUUCAGAAGGUAUAAUUAAACCCAGCCUACAAUAGCAGUGCAUUCUGUUUGCCUUGACUGUCAUAGACAGGACCUUGAUUAUCCCCUCCCUAAUUGACAAACCUUUUGUCUGUCUUUUAUAGACCUAACUUUCACUGUAAUUUUGUAUUGCAUUAAAUAGUGUCAGAAAAGAGUUGACUCUCGAUGUGAGAGACACAGAGGAAUCCCAUGGUAUGCUGGAAAUCUGAAAAUAGCUGGCACAAACAUGACAAAUGACUUGGUGUCAGACUUACCGGAGACCAGUGGUCAUGUUCUACGUACUUAGACAGGUGCUACAGGGUCCCGAAGGUGAAAUGGUUGUUGAAAAACAAAUCUAUCCCUGGCGGCAGGCAGGCAGGCAUGAUCCAAAACACGCGGCUCAUGUAACUUAAGUCCACAGUCACCAAACCUACAAGAUGGACAGCUUACCAAUGGACAGUGUCUUCGUACGUUUUUGAGAGUAUUUGAACAUAUUUACUGAGAUGUUGACUUACUGUUUCUCUUGAGUUUUGGUGGUCUCUUAGACCAGACAACGUCUUAAUGAUCGUUGCAAAUGUUGAAGAAUUUAUUAGGUACACCACCCCAUUCACGAAAAUGAUUCUCUCCUACAGACAGUGAGUCACGUGGCUGUGGCUUGCUAUAUAAAGCAGGCAUCGAGGCAUUCAGUUCCUGUUCGAUUGAAAACGAGUGACCUAAGCGACUUUGUGUGUGGUAUGAUCGUCGGUGCCUGGCGCGCCGGUUCCAGUAUCUCAGAAACUGCCGGCCUCCUGGGCUUUUCACACAUGUCUAGGGUUUACAGAGAAUGGUGCGACAAACCUAAACCAUCCACUCAGCGGCAGUCCUGUGGGCAAAAACAGCUUGUUGAUGAGAGGUCGAAGGAGAAUGGCAAGAAUCGUACAAGCUAACAGACGGGCCACAAACAGGCAAAUAACAUUUACAUUUUAGUCAUUUAGCAGACGCUCUUAUCCAGAGCGACUUACAGUUAGUGAGUGCAUACAUUUUCCAUACUGGCCCCCUGUGGGAAUUGAACCCACAACCCUGGCGUUGCAAGCGCCAUGCUCUACCAACUGAGCUACAGGAGGCCCUGUAACAGCACAGUACAACAGGGGUGUGCAGAACGGCAUCACGGAAGGCACAACUCAUCAGUCCUUGUCACGGAUGGGCUAUUAUUGCAGCAGAUGACCACACCGGGUUCCACUCCUAUCAGCUAAAAACAAGAAGAAGUGGCUCCAGUGCCACACAAUUACCAACACUGGACAAUUGAGUGGAAAAACAUUGCAUGGUCCGACAAAUUCCCGGUUGAUGUUGUGUCUGAUGGCAGAGUCAGGAUAUGGUGUAAGCAGCAUGAGUCCAUGGGCCCCAUCCUGCCUGUUGUCAACGGUACAGGCUGGUUGUGUAAUGGUGUGGGGAAUGUUUUCCUGGCAUACGUUAGAUCCCUUGAUUUACAAUUGAGCAACUUUUCCAUGCCCCAAAGAAUUUGGGCUGUUAUGGAGGCAAAGGGGUGUCCGACCCGAUACUAAAUGGGUGUACCUAAAAAAAAAAAACUAGGCUCUGAAUGUAAUGUGUGCACUGUGAAGAGAAUAUAAGUAACUAACUACAGUAACUACCCCUUAACAGGUCAUAGCAGUGUGAUGUCUAAUAUAGGCUUUGUGUCACAGGGGCCCAAGCGUCAGGCCAUGCCAGAGAUGACUUUACAUGAUCCCCUGGACAGUCAACCUCUUGGUGCUGGCUUGAACAGCUCUAUUGGGGUCGAUGCCUGGAGGUCAUGGUCCCAAAGCAAGCACUCAGAUGCUGAUGAUAGAAAACGUAAGAUGUUUCAGCUGUAGUGUGAAAGCUGAGUUAAUAGAUAUCUCUUAACUGGUAGAUGGCUCUUUGAUAGCGCUCCUAUGAGUUUGAUUGGUCUCCUAUGAGUUUGAUUUGAUCUCGUAUGAAUAAAAUGGGCAGUAACGUUUCAAUGUAAUCCUGAUAAUAGAGUGCCUUUUUUAAUUGUUCUCCUAUACAGAGAAACCAUUAGACCUUCUGUUAUGUAGUCCUGAGGAACUGAAUCAUGGCCUGUCACAGUUUGUCCAAGACAUUGUUCAUCCCAGAGGCCCGUGCUACAAGCCUGACAGCGUAUUUUACCUAUGUCUGGGGAUUCAACAGGUCAGUCCCAAUGUUUCAGUCAGGUAGUUCAUCUAUGCAACUUGUCUAAGAAUCCCUUAUUCAAAUCUUAAGUAAUUACAUUUUUUUGAAAAGCUGGUUGUCUGUUUAGCAAUGUCAAUUUUGUUUAUACAGUGUGUUCAACCAACACAUUUGAUCACAGUUGUCUUGUCUAUUUUCCAGUAUCUCCUCGAAAACAACCGGAUGGUGAAUAUAUUCACAGACCAGUUAUAUGUUACCUUCGCUCAGGAGCUGAAUAAGAUUGUCAGCAAAUGGCUGCCUUCUAUGUCAGCUAAUGGUGGGUUCAUAAUAACAUUUCUAUUUAUUUUUCACACAUUGUGUAUGUGUUGUAUUUGGGGUGUAUGUAAUGUGUUUGCGUGUGGUGUUUGGGAUGCAGGUGAUCUCGUGUCUCGUGUCCUGGAGGAGCACCUGUGGGAGUGUAAACAGCUGGGUGUGUACUCACCCUUCGUCCUGCUCAACACCCUCAUGUUCUUCAACACCAAGUACUUUGGCCUGACUACCGUGGAGCAGCACCUCCAGCUCUCCUUCUCUACAGUUACGCGCCAGGCCAAGCGGAGAUCUACACCACAUGGCAUGGUCAAGUCAUCUAGUGUCUGCUACCGCCCCAAAUCACAUCACAAGAGAACCAGCAAAGGUGAGAGAGAUUACAAUAUUUGUUUUCUGUGUAUUGUUUUGGUUUAAGAACGUCCAGUGAAUGAGAAGUGUCAGUAUGCUUCGUAGCCCAUUGAAAGAUGGGCUAGUUGUCAUUCCCAGUAACCACUGAGACAUUGUUUUUUUUUGGAUCGUGACCCAUGACCCCAGCCUGGGGGGAAGCAGGUCACCUAUCUUGAGUUGUGCCACCUUUCAGCUGAAUUACAGGGGGCUGACAAGGGCUGACAAGGGCUAGGGUAUGGAGUCAUUUUACACGAAGAACUACAACUUGCUGAAAUUGAAUCUUUGAGCACACAAGUCUAGUUUAGCGUUAUGAGGUCCAGUUCAGUGGUAAGAAUGUAGGCUAUUUUCCAAAACAUCCUCAAAGUACUCUACAUAUAAUUUGGAUGUAUUCCUGACCAUUGCGUGGUAGGCUCAUUUGCUUUUAUCUGCUGAGGAAUUAUGGGGGUUGACAUUUUGUCUUAAAGUAACUUAGAGCCUGGGUUUUUCUUAUCCUUAUCACUAUAGUGUGUUUUAAAGUGCAAUUAGAUGAUGGUGAUGGGUAAUUUUCAUAGGGAGGGACCACUACUCCUAAACAUGGUGCUGCUGACCCCAAAGAGCUUCCACUGAAGCUAAAUGAGUAAAAAAAACAGUUGAACCAAUUAAAACCCUCCGCACUGCAUUGGCUUCCACCGAUCAAAUAACAUGGUGCUAAUGAAUUGGACUGCCUGGAGGAUAACACUGCAAUGCCUGUGAAAUUGGCCUGGUGCCAGUUGUUUAUUUAAAACAUAUAGGCUAGCCUAGACCCACACCUCUAUCCUCUUCAGUGUUUUUAUGUUUACUGGCAUGUUCUUACUGAAACAGAAUCACGUGUUUUAACGUAGGUCUAUUUUGAACUCGGCCCGACCAUCAUUCUCUGCAUAUCAGUGUCACUAGUUAGAUUCCUCAGUGGCUUUGUAGGUCAGUUUGAAAUUGAUCUGUUUGGCACUACUUUUGUGGUUUUAUGCUGAUGGGCAAAAUACUAAUUUAAAAAAGCUUUUAGUGACAUUCUGUCACCUGUUGACAUUUGUGUUCUAUGGGUGCUUGUCUUAAAUAUUACAAAUAAGUGAGGCAGCUGUUGAUGUAGGAGAAGGAUGUUGUUGGUCCCUUCCCCCCCGGUUGGUUCAGUCAUACUGCUAUUUUCAGUGUGUCUGACAGCUAUUUAUACCACAGAAUGAUUUUUUUUUGAAGAGCUGCUCUCAGCAUAGGUGUACGAUGGUAUGUGUCUUAGAACACUGUGGUAUGUGUCUUAGAACACUGUGGUAUGUGUCUUAGAACACUGUGGUAUGUGUCUUAGAACACUGUGGUAUGUGUCUUAGAACACUGUGGUAUGAGUCUUAGAACACCGUGGUAUGAGUCUUAGAACACUGUGCUAUGUGUCUUAGAACACUGUGGUAUGUGUCUUAGAACACUGUUUGCCAAGGGAAAACCAGGAAGCUAAAAGUAGCUGUGGAGCAACUGAGUCGUGCAACAUGAUACUAGAGAAUCUCUGACUGAAUGUCUGUAACGUGUUUUAGAUGUAGCUGCACAAUAAAUCAAGUCCAUACAUCAACGUUGGAUAAAACACGUGCUUCUGACCUUAGGCAAAUUCAUGACAUCAAAGUACCCUGGUCUUUGUAGGAAAGACCCUGUCCAUUGCAAAAUAAUAUUCAUUUUAUUAACCUUUUUUAUAAGUAUGACAGUGACAUGGGUUUAUGAAAAACAUAGUUAUUUUCAUCAGAAGCCACACCACUGUUUCCCAUAACUGUCCGGCCAUCCGCUUCGUCAGUUUAGCUUGGCCCUAACUGAAGCCAAGUGUUAAACUAAACGCCCAGGGGUCAGACAGUGAAGUGAGCCUGUACUCUGUUCUGUUCACACACAGAGGUCGGCUUGGGAAAGAGGAAACGGGAUGAGUCUUCUGAGCUGGAGCAACAAGAGAACCGGAUGAACCCUCUCAGAUGCCCUGUCAAAUUCUUUGAGUUCUACCUCUCCAAAUGGUAAGGAAUGUGGACUGUCCAGGUAUGCAAAGCAGGGUUUGAAACACCAGUUAAAGGCCUUGGACUGUCCCUGGCUGUCAAAGAUUCAGAAUUUGUUUGAUACAUUGAAGUCAAUGUUCCCUCUAAGCUGUGUGUGGACGCACACCACCUCCAGGACAGCCGUGCAGAAGAAAUGCCAGGCCGGUCAGAGACGAAAGAGAUUGAACUUUACUGAGUUCACUCCAUUAGUUUGCACUAUAUAGAUCAAGGUUUUUUCUGUGAUCGAAUCAACAUUAUAUCAGCCCCUUUUCAAUUCAACAAACCAAAAAAACCUAAGUUUGCAAGAUUGAGUCUGUGAUUUUGUUUUAGGCAGAGCCAGAGCGCGAAGGAGUAGAAUUAUAUUGGCGGGUUUAGCCCACGAGCGGUCUUUCAAUCACCCGCGAGUGAAUGCGCUUUUCAGAUCAGAGCGCAGAGCUGCGUGUGCACAUUUGUUGAUAUUAUUUGCUUGUUAGCGCAGUUAUAGAUAAGUAUCGGUCAGCAAUGGGGAGUUACUGCUUCCUACAAGAGCACAAUGUCUAGGCUUAGGCUAUAUUUCAAGCUGUCUUUGAAAAGCCAGUCAGGUAAAAAGUUUGUCUUAAUUAAAGGGGCAGUGUUGUAUUUUGAGACAGGCUUGAAUGUGCAAAUAAGCCAAUAGGCAGAGGGGUAGCCUACAUUGUCUAAUUCUCUGUAUGGUAAUAGUAAUUUAUUGUUUUGUAAAGGGGUUUCUUGCAUCAUACAAUGCAAUUUACAGUCACCUAUUUUGGCCCAUGGUGUUACAGACCAAGUAAAAAAUCAUUAAUGUCAAGCCCUUUUUUUAAAGUCUCAUGCAAUGUAUGCCUGCAUUGAACACCACAUAUAGGCUACUGUAGGCUAUAUCAUAGAAAGAAAAAGCUAUUUCCAUGUGAAAAUAUGGGAUUUGGUCCAUUGGUUUUGUUGGUAGGCCUACAUUAUGUUCAAAUAGCCACAAUAGCCUAUUGGCUACUGUCUAAAACUGUAAUGUGUACAGCCUCAGUGUUCACUAUAAACACGUGCCGGAAGUUGCACAAAAGUCUCACAACAUUCAAGUUUCCGCUCACAAGACCUAAAAUUUGCCCAGUGCCCCAAAAAAGUAGAGGGUACAUUGAUUGGAAUGAAUGAAUAAAUAAAACGGUACAGUUUCCUUUUUUAGAUUCACAUAUGGUGUCUGUCUUUGUGUUCUUACAGCUCUGAUGGUGUGCGGAGCAGCUGCAGUGCGUUCUACCUGCAGCCGGAGGGCACAUGUAUGGCCGAGAGUUCUCGCUGGUACUCUGACGUCCCCAUGGACAAGGGCAGGCUGGGAAUUAUGCUCAACAGGAUCCUGGCUGUCAAGGACGUCUAUGAAGAGCACCCGGCACAGGGAGAUAUGGACUGACAGCCGCACUGAUAGAUUGCACAACAAGUUUAUAUAGUGUACAUUGCUUACAUGGAAGCCGCUAGCACAAGGGAUGACGAGCAUGACUGCAAUGCAUUUUUGUUCCAUGUUUUUUCUAUGUCA